Molecule: messenger RNA, 1424 nt
Organism: Aspergillus uvarum CBS 121591
Lineage: Eukaryota; Fungi; Ascomycota; Eurotiomycetes; Eurotiales; Aspergillaceae
Gene: mrsA
Product: putative mitochondrial carrier protein
Exons: 8
Coding region: 339-1262 (307 amino acids)
Biological process (GO): iron import into the mitochondrion
Cellular component (GO): mitochondrial membrane
Molecular function (GO): ferrous iron transmembrane transporter activity
Source: RefSeq, a predicted model, not a curated record
CUUCCCUACCACAUUGAUUCUUCCCCGUAGUACUUACUCGGGUUGAGGCUGGUCUCAUUACUAUCUCCUUGUUCUCCUCCCUCUUCUGCAUCUCCUUACAUUUCCUCGAGAAACGCCCUCUCCUUCCCCCUACCGGUAUACCCACUUCCCUGUCCCCUCCGCCCGGAUCGGCCUUCCCUCUCCGCUCCGCAAAGUCCGUUUUUCUGCGUCGGCAUUUUCGGGCCUACAGCUUUGAGACCAACUCUCCUCAAUCCCCUCGGAGCUCCCUUCGCCUUUCCUUCUCCCACGUAUCUCGUCGCUCCGUAGCCCUCGCUACGCCCGAAAUCCUCAAGAGCUCAAUGGCGGUCCCCGAACAGAUCCCCGGGCAAGAAUAUGACUAUGAAGCCCUCCCCUCCAACUAUGGCUUAGGCGCCAAUAUGUUGGCUGGCGCCUUCGCAGGAAUCGCAGAACACUCUGUCAUGUAUCCGGUAGACUUGUUGAAGACUCGCAUGCAAAUCUUGCAUCCUACGACUGGAGGGCUCUACACAGGCUUGACUAAUGCGGUUUCGACGAUUUACCGGAUUGAGGGCUGGCGGACACUGUGGAAGGGUGUCUCGAGUGUGAUUGUCGGCGCCGGUCCCGCUCACGCCGUGUACUUUGGAACAUAUGAGAUGGUGAAGGAAAUGGCGGGUGGUAAUGUCGACGAUGGCCACCACCCGGUCGCGGCAGCUCUGAGCGGUGCUUCUGCGACCAUCGCUAGCGAUGCUUUGAUGAAUCCCUUUGACGUGAUCAAGCAACGUAUGCAGGUGCAUGGUUCGGUACAUAAGAGUCUCCUUCAAUGUGCUCGGUCCGUUUACCGCACGGAAGGUUUCCAGGCAUUCUACGUCUCCUAUCCCACUACCCUCUGCAUGACUGUCCCCUUCACCGCCACUCAGUUUGUCGCCUACGAGUCCAUUUCCAAGGUCAUGAACCCUUCGCAGGAUUACGACCCAUUUACGCACUGUAUGGCCGGUGGUCUGGCGGGUGCGUUUGCGGCCGGUCUGACCACCCCGCUCGACGUGGUGAAGACGCUGCUGCAAACUCGGGGUUUGGCGCAAAAUGAGGAAAUCCGCUCGGCCAAGGGUCUGUUCAACGCGGCGGCCAUCAUCAAGCGGCAGUUUGGCUGGAAGGGCUUCCUGCGUGGCGCUCGCCCCCGCAUUAUUUCCACCAUGCCCAGUACCGCUAUUUGCUGGACCUCCUACGAGAUGGCCAAGGCCUACUUCAAGGGUCAGCCGGACAACUAAGCCCACCUUGUCAGUUUUCCUCAACGGCCCGAUCGCAUGAAUCCGACACACUUCCGCUUCCUUCCCUUCCUCUGCACCUGAUCCCCCGGGGAGAAACACGCAACAACCCCCUCUCACCUUUACAUCGCUUUUCCAACCAAAAAAAAAAAAAAAACAUUUAAG